CCUGCCUGUGCGCGUGCGCGUGUGACAGCUGGGGCUCGCCGGCGCUCCUCCAGUCUCUGCUAAGAAGCUUCAUCCCCAAAUAGGAUGACCGUCGGCGGCUGCGCGCACCUCCGGGACUCCCGUUUCUUUAUGUGGGACUUUAAUUUAUUUUUGAAUUUUUUUCUCUACAGCAGUCUAGUCCAUGUUUGUUCUAUUUCCUAGUGUGGAUUUCGCCAUGGAUAUUACGAUUUAAGCGCGACAUGUAAAGACAAAAAAAAAAAAAGAGAGGAAAAAGUAGCGCUCGUAUUGUUGCGAACUGCGUAAACAAUCACGUUUUGUGGAUUACUAAGUAAACAAGAACCGACUCGUUUACUGGAAGAUUUGCCCAUUCAUGAGCUGAAGGUAAGAAUUAGUCCGCUUGCAUGGAAUGAACCACCGGAUCCGGCAGAUGAAGCUGUGGUGAAAAAAAAACCAUGCAUGACUGCAACCUGCAGAGCCACGAGAGGUGUUUAUCCGUCCACUGUGGUUGAAUGAGGGUGAGGUACAUCUGCAGCAGAGGACCAGCAGCGGCAGUAGAGUGGUGCGACCAUGAGGUCAGAGGCCUUCUUCCUCUACUUCUCGCUACUGCACAUAGCUGGGGCGGGCUUCCCCGAAGACAGCGAGCCUAUCAGUAUCUCGCACGGCAACUACACCAAGCAGUACCCAGCGUUUGUGGGCCACAAGCCCGGCAGAAACAACACACAACGACAUAAACUGGACAUCCAACUCAUCAUGAUCAUGAACAAGACCUUAUUCAUCGCUGCCAGGGAUCACAUAUACACAGUGGACACGGACACCGCCACUGGUGACGAGAUCUUUUUCAGUAAGGUGAGCAAGACCAGGACGUCUUUUUCUGCGGCCGACGACAAAAUGACGUGGAAGUCCAGGCAAGCAGAUGUGGAUACAUGCCGGAUGAAAGGAAAGCACAAGGACGAGUGUCACAAUUUCAUCAAAGUACUCCUGCAGCAAAACGAUGACACCUUGUUUGUGUGCGGGACAAACGCUUUCAACCCCUCAUGUCGAACAUACAUGAUGGACACCUUGGAAGCUCUCGGAGAGGAGAUAAGCGGGAUGGCCCGUUGCCCUUAUGAUGCCAAGCAUGCCAACGUAGCUCUCUUUGCUGAUGGCAGGCUGUACUCGGCCACGGUCACUGACUUUCUGGCCAUUGAUGCGGUCAUCUAUCGUAGCCUUGGAGACAGCCCGACUCUGCGGACUGUUAAACAUGACUCCAAGUGGCUAAAAGAGCCCUACUUUGUCCAAGCAGUCAAUUACGGAGACUUUAUCUAUUUCUUCUUCAGGGAGAUUGCUAUGGAGUACAACACAAUGGGAAAGGUGGUGUUUCCUCGGGUGGCGAGGGUUUGUAAGAACGACCGAGGUGGCUCACCUCGUGUCCUGGAGAAGCAAUGGACGUCGUUCCUCAAGUCCCGACUGAACUGCUCCAUACCAGGCGACUCGCACUUUUAUUUUAACAUCCUGCAGGCUGUGACGGACGUCAUUCACAUCAACGGGAGGGACGUUGUGAUGGCGACCUUCUCCACUCCCUACAACAGCAUUCCAGGCUCUGCGGUGUGCGCCUAUGACAUGGCAGAGGUGGCCAACACGUUCACAGGGCGAUUCAAAGAGCAAAAAUCCCCCGACUCCACCUGGACCCCUUUUCCUGAGGAUAGGGUUCCCAAGCCAAGGCCUGGCAACUGCGCAGGGUCUCCAUCCAUGGAGAGGUACAAGGUGUCCAAUGAGUUUCCCGAUGACACGCUCAACUUCAUCAAGAUGCAUCCCCUGAUGGAUGAGGCGGUGCCCUCUAUCGCCAACCGACCCUGGUUCCUCAAAACCAUGGUUCGCUAUCGCCUGACACGCAUCGUGGUGGAUAGCAAGGCCGGACCCCAUAAGAACCACACUGUGGUCUUCCUGGGAUCUGAGAAAGGCAUCAUCCUCAAGUUCCUCGCGAAAAUGAACAACGGCUUCCUCAACGACAGUUUGUUCUUGGAGGAGCUCAACGUCUACAAUCCUGACAAGUGCAGUAUAGACGGAGCUGAGGACAAGCGCAUCGUCAGCAUCCAGAUUGACGCCAGGGGUCACGCUUUGUGGGUUGCCUUCACCUCCUGUGUGGUUAAAGUACCGCUGUCUCGCUGCGAAAGGCAUGGGAGAUGCAAGAAGUCCUGUAUCGCCUCCAGGGACCCUUACUGUGGUUGGGUGUCAGAAGGAGCCUGCAGACAAGUGGUUGACACUAAAUCGGCCUUUGAGCAGGACGUGGAGCAUGGUAACACAGAUGGCCUGGGAGACUGCCAAAAUACCUUUGUGGCACUGAAUGACGUUCCUUCCAGUUAUAAAGGCCGCCGUCACCACCACCAUCACCACCCCACCCUCUCACUCCCCACCCUGGCCAUACCCGAGGCCGCCGAGGGCCCCCUUGGGCGGGGCCGCAUGGUGGAGCGCAAGGACUUCCCUAUGAGCUCAGACAAAGGGGAGGACCCCUACAUGGCCGUACCCUCUCAGACUCUGCCCGAAGUUGAUGGUGUGAUCCGUGAGAGCUACCAGAAGGCCCGUGACCAGCUGGUUCCCGUCACUCUCCUGGCCAUCGCCGUCAUCCUAGCGUUCGCCAUGGGCGCCAUCUUCUCCGGCAUCAUCGUCUACUGCGUCUGCGACCACCGGCGCCGAGACUUGGAGCUGCCGGGCCGCAAGGAGAAGGACAACCACCACCUGCGCCGCGGCUCCAUGAACAGCGUGACCAAGCUCACGGGCCUGUUUGAGACGCAGGCCAAAGACGGCCGCCCCGAGGCCAUCCUCUCGCCUCUGAUGCACAACGGCAGGCUGACCCCCAACGGCAAGAUGCUCAUCAAAGCCGACCAGCACCACCUGGACCUUUCCGCUCUGCCCACGCCCGAGUCCACCCCCAUACAGCCUCGCCGCAAGCCCAGCCGGGGGAGCCGGGAGUGGGAGCGCGCCCAGAACCUCAUCAACGCCUGCACCAAGGACAUGGCUCCGAUGGGCUCCGCCGUCAUCUCAGACCUGCCCCUCAGGGCGUCGCCGGGCCACAUCCCCAGCGUGGUGGUGCUGCCACUCCCGCAGCAUCAGCACCAGCUCCCGCCUCACCUGCACCAGCACGAGUACGUGGAGCAGCCUCACCCCGGCGACCUCGCCUUGAGCCUCAUGGACGACCAGGGCGCCACCUUGGAGUACAAGACGGUCAAGAACCCCCACCGCAACCUGGUGGAUCCGUCCGGGCCGCUGCCGCCCCGCGUCCCCCAGCGGGAGGCCUCCCUCGCCGUGCCGCCCGCAGUCCCGCAGAUGGGCAAGCGCCUCGAGGUCCACUCGUCCGUCUACGGGCUCCGGAAAGGAUCCUCCGCCUCGGGCUCGUCCGGCCUGAAGAAGCACAACACCAACUCGUCCAACUCCUCCCAUUUGGCGAGACAUCAGAGCUUCAACCGCGUGGAGACGCCGCCCCCUGCGCCCCAGAGGGUGGACUCCAUACAAAUGACGGCGCAGGGGAUGUCUCUUUCCCGGAUGAGCUCCUACGCUUCGCUGCCUCGAGGCAGCCUCAAGUACCUCAAGCCCGACGUUCCUCCCAAACCGUCCGCAGUGUCGCUGUCCACAAAGGUCAAGUCCAGUGACUCGUGCACAUAGUCCGCCUACUUUGACCACCUUUCAGUUCUCCUCUGUGUACAAUUCAGUUGUUUUUUUUAGGAACACGCUUUCUUUUAUACCAACAUGUAAAUAUGGCGGGGGGAACUCGUGCUACUGUAGCAUCGAGACGGCGGCUCUCUUGUACGCGUGGGGGAGGGUCCGGUUUUUUGUUUUUUGGAGGCGGUGUACAGUACGGACUUAAGAGCUCGGACUGACAAAAAAAAAAAAGACGAAGCCUGUGGGAAUACUGUGAAAAGCCUCCAAGUGUUACCGCAAUCAAGUCCCCGCCCGCCUCGACGGGCCUGGAUCAGAAGAACAGGAAAACACUUGACUGUUCCUACUAAUAGCUCCUUGUAUUUAUUUUUUAUCAAGUGCUUUUUUUUGAAGAGAAGACUUUUUAGGCUGGGGCAAGAGAGAUCUUUUUUAAUAUGAAUUAAUCAAGUGGGAUUAAAAAAAAACAAAAAACAUAUUUAAAGUCAUUAAACUGGAGCCACUAGAUUUUUUUUUUUUAAUGACACAAAGCGAGGAGAAAGGAGGAGAUAUUUAUUUACAGCGUGCCACAAACAGGACUGUCUCAUUUGAAAAGAAUCUUCCCCCUUUUGCUCGCUCCUCCAAUCAGCACUGUGGGUUUUAAUGUGUGUGUGUGAGAGUCAGUAACGUCGCCUCCAUCACUGGGGAGGAACUUUAAAAACAAAAAACAAACACAAAAAAAGUUAACAACAAAAACAUGUGUUCCCCCUCCCCUCAUGUAAAUUUGUGCCUUACACCUGAAAGUAGUGACCAUGUUUUCUUCGAUAGCUGUUAACUUGUAGGUUGUUUGUUUUUUUUCUUACGUCAUGAUGUGUCCCUCAUUUGAUAAAAAUAAUGAAGAAUGUAGGUGUUAUUGUUGUAAUUCUGUUCCCCUACACACACACACACACACACACACACACACACACACACA
Molecule: messenger RNA, 4582 nt
Organism: Entelurus aequoreus (snake pipefish)
Lineage: Eukaryota; Metazoa; Chordata; Actinopteri; Syngnathiformes; Syngnathidae
Gene: sema6a
Product: sema domain, transmembrane domain (TM), and cytoplasmic domain, (semaphorin) 6A
Exons: 21
Coding region: 568-3639 (1023 amino acids)
Biological process (GO): axon guidance; negative chemotaxis; negative regulation of axon extension involved in axon guidance
Molecular function (GO): chemorepellent activity; semaphorin receptor binding
Source: RefSeq, a predicted model, not a curated record